Cryptomeria japonica (Japanese cedar) is the source of this 724-nucleotide messenger RNA. RefSeq lists its product as uncharacterized. NCBI's taxonomy places the organism in Eukaryota, Viridiplantae, Streptophyta, Pinopsida, Cupressales, Cupressaceae. The coding region runs from base 1 to 534 and encodes 177 amino acids. The transcript is spliced from 4 exons. The record is from RefSeq and is a predicted model, not a curated record.
AUGAUUCUACCCCAUAAUGAUCAAUUUCUUGUAGUUAACCCUGAUUUGUAUUGGCCAGAGAACGAACAAGGAGAUAUUAUCCUCGGAUUAUGUGCUCUUGCGCAAAAGAAAAAAGCUUGUUUUGUAGGGUAUAGGGAGACAGUGACAUUGUUGGGAAAGAUUGAAAGGUCAUCUGGUAAUCACAACCGUCAAUUACAAAUUCCUCCAAAAAUUUCUAUAAAUCAUAAGCAAAGCCUACCCAUUUCCACAUAUCAACUCAUUUCGCUCUUUCUUUGCAUUCAUAUUCACAACACAACUUCGUUUGCUUCUUUCCGAUUUCCAGCAUGUCUUCUACCUGUGAUAACUGUGACUGUGCUGACAAAAGCCAGUGCACCAAGAAGCGUAACAGCUUUGGUGUGGAGAUUGUUGAGAAAAACUUCAACAUCAGCUUUGAAUUGGAGAUGGGUGAGAAUGACUGCAAAUGUGGACCAUCCUGCACUUGCACUGGUUGCACCUGCCACAGUGCCUGAUCAUCAUCAUCGUCAUCAUUUAUAAUUCCAUAAUGGAAGUAUACAUCUAGAUCUAAUAUUGUGGACAUACCCACAGCGAGAUCAAUUAACACCAAAUUGAUCUUGUUUGUGGGUUAUCUAUAUAGUUAUAUAGUUUUAUGUGUGUUGCAGCUAUGUAAUAGCUCUUGUAUUCGAAACAAUUUCUAUUAAGAAUAGUCAUAUUUUAUAUUUGAGUA